This is a messenger RNA of Capronia epimyces CBS 606.96, 1722 nucleotides long. RefSeq lists its product as uncharacterized. NCBI's taxonomy places the organism in Eukaryota, Fungi, Ascomycota, Eurotiomycetes, Chaetothyriales, Herpotrichiellaceae. The transcript has 2 exons. Bases 1 to 1722 code for a protein of 573 amino acids. The record is from RefSeq and is a predicted model, not a curated record. Gene Ontology annotation, biological process: transport. Gene Ontology annotation, molecular function: transporter activity.
AUGGGCUGGCCAGUAUGUAACACCACGUUGGAGGACAUGACCAUCAGCGAAGAUCCUAUAUGGCAUGGCUACACUUUCCACCGUCUGGGCUUGUGGCUUGGGGCCAUAUUCACCAUCAUCGCGGUCCUGGUCUCCUUCCUCCUGAUAUUCCUGCAUGCGACGCACUACCUGAAACCGUGGGAACAAAGGCACAUCAUUCGCAUCCUCUUCAUGGUCCCGGUCUAUGCGGCUGUGUCGUUACUCUCCUUCUACUAUUACAACCACAGCAUCUACUUUGAAGUGAUCCGUGACUGUUACGAGGCGUUUGCGAUCGCCUCCUUCUUCAGUUUGCUCUGCGCAUACGUAGCUCCGGAUUUGCACCAGCAAAAGGUCUACUUCCGCACCAUCACACCUAGGAAAUGGGUUUGGCCCAUGAAAUAUUUUCAAAAGUGCACCGGUGGUGCUGAGAAGGGUUGGUUAAGGACGCCUAGAAGUGGUUUGACCUGGUUCAAUGUCAUCUGGGUCUCCAUCUUCCAGUACUGCUUCAUCCGAGUCUUGUUCACCAUCGUGGCCGUCAUCACCCAGGCCUUGGACAGAUACUGCCUCGAGUCUCUCAGUCCGGCAUUUUCGCAUAUCUGGAUCAUGGUAGUAGAAUCCAUGGCUGUCACUGUUGCCAUGUACUGCUUGAUCCAGUUCUAUUUUCAAAUCAAGAACGAUAUUCGACAACACAAACCGUUACUAAAAGUCGCCGCCAUCAAACUGGUGAUUUUCUUGAGUUUCUGGCAGACCAUCUGCAUCUCAUUUCUGACCAGUGCCGGCGCUGUCAAGGCGACCAACCAUAUUCAGACACCUGACAUCAAAGUGGGGAUUCCGGCGCUCCUGUUGUGCAUUGAAAUGGCAAUCUUCGCCGUCUUCCACGUCUGGGCUUUCAGUUGGAAACCUUACACGCUGGGUUCGAAAGAAUACAUGGCCGAGACAAUUGCAGGCGAAGGCGAGCGUGCAUAUAAGGGCGGUUUCUUGGGAAUCAAAGCCCUCUUUGACGCAUUCAAUGCCUGGGACAUGUUGAAGGCGACAGGUCGAGCAGCGAGAUGGUUGUUUAAGGGCCGCAAGUAUCGCCACACCGACUCGAGCUAUGACUUGACCAGAAAGGAUACGCAAGCUGGUGGAAGGGACAAUUUCGGUGCCGAAGGGCAGAAAUUGUCGUCCAACUCGAUCUUCAACACGCCCACCGGGUACACCGGUGGUGCUGGGGGCGGCGGUGGAUCCCGACCUCCGCAUUACAUCAACACAGGAGGCGCCGUCGAAGGAGGAGAAGCCGACAACUUGCUGGCCAAUAGCCAGGCCAUGCCAAUGUCGCGACCUCCAGUUGCUCGGAUGGACAGCGACAGGGGCAACGGCGGCGCUGGGCAUGAUUAUUAUGAUACAAGCGACAUUGGUCUCGCAACUUCAACAUACGAUGACGCCUCAUAUUCAAGGCAACACCAAUAUCAACAGCAUCAACAAUACCCUCCCUAUCAUUCACAGCCGCAGUACCGGCGGUAUCCCGAACCAAGCGGUGUUCAGGAGACCGGCGUAGUGACGCUAGCAACCCCUUACCCGGAAACACGACCAACUGGCCAGCCGAGUCGAGACAAUGACCACAGAGUCUCGAUGCCGUACAUUGCGCCACCUCGGAGUCCGGAUCCGCGCAGCCGACGCGAUGAUACAGCACGAGGGGGCUAUGACAGCAAUAAUGUUUUUUAA